Molecule: messenger RNA, 297 nt
Organism: Meloidogyne enterolobii
Lineage: Eukaryota; Metazoa; Nematoda; Chromadorea; Rhabditida; Meloidogynidae
Source: the annotation of a GenBank genome assembly
AUGUGUAUUUCCAAACUCGGUCAAACAAUUUAUGGGGUUUUGGCUUUAACUAUUGUUGCUUUAACUUUGGCUUCAAUGUUUACCCCAGGUUGGCGCAAAAUAAAUGCAGAAGUGAAAGAAGGCGAAGACCGCAGCAAAAUAAUUAAUCAAACAAUUUCUUUGGGAAUUUUCCCUUUCUCGUGCGGGUGGGAGUUGGGGAAAUCUGAGUUGCAUUUGAAUAAGUCGGAGACUGAUGCUAAUUGUCAAAAGUGGUGGGAGGUAUGUUUUUGUGUUUUUUGUGUUUAUCUGCGGAUCUGA